This is a messenger RNA of Dunckerocampus dactyliophorus (ringed pipefish), 2623 nucleotides long. Its product is annotated as 1-phosphatidylinositol 4,5-bisphosphate phosphodiesterase delta-1-like. Lineage: Eukaryota; Metazoa; Chordata; Actinopteri; Syngnathiformes; Syngnathidae. Gene Ontology annotation, molecular function: calcium ion binding; phosphatidylinositol-4,5-bisphosphate phospholipase C activity. Bases 148 to 2490 code for a protein of 780 amino acids. The transcript has 15 exons. Gene Ontology annotation, biological process: phosphatidylinositol-mediated signaling; lipid metabolic process. The record is from RefSeq and is a predicted model, not a curated record.
GUUCGUCAAGGCUGCAGGAGUGGAGCUGAUAGCUGGAGGCGUUUUUCGAAAUUUACCUGUGUGCUUGUCUUUGGGUGUGUGUGUGUUUUUUUUCCAUCGACCCCCUCCCAGCAGCAGCAGAGACCUUUGUUCACCACCAUUCUACACAUGGACACGAGCUAUUUUACAGAAGAACAAGACGCGUUAAGUCAAGGUGUUACCGCGAGAGAAAAGGGCGACGCAGAAGAUAAAAAAACAAAUGGAAUCGAAACCAAGCACGGUAUGGAGGGUGAUGCCGAUGUCCAGUUCCUCCUGCAGGGGGGAGACCUCCUCAAGGUCCGCUCCUCGUCCUGGAAGAAAAGCCGCUACUUCAAGCUGCAAGAGGACUGCAAGACAAUGUGGCGUGAAUCCAAAAGAAUGUUCAGGAGCCACCGGACGUUUUCCCUGGACGACAUAGCGGUAGUGCGGCUGGGUCGUCAGACGGAGGGCCUGAAAAAAUACACAGACCAGCAGGUUGAGGACUGCUGCUUCUCCAUCGUUUUCAAGGACCAUCGCAAGAACCUGGACCUCAUCGCCAGCUCUCAGGACGAGGCCAAGCAGUGGGUCAGCAGCCUGCAGAAAAUGAUCGCCAGCCGCAACAACCUCAACCAGCAGCAGAAGACGGAACACUGGAUCUUCAGCUGCCUGAGCAAAGCCGACAAGAAUAAAGAUGACAAGCUGAGUAAGUCGGAUGUCAAGAGGUUCAUGCGCCUCAUCAACAUUGACGUGGAGGACGCUUAUGCCGAGAUGCUCUUCGAGAAAUGUGACAAAUCCAAGUCUGGAUACCUGGCUGGAGAGGAGAUCAAAGACUUCUACGACCUGUUGACCUACCGGGAGGAAAUUGACGUGAUCUACCAGGAGUAUGCCAAGUCUGCAGGCUUCAUGAGUCCUGAGAACCUUGUGGAGUUCCUCCUGAAGGAACAGAGAGAGAAGGCAACACUGGCAGACGCACGCACGAUUAUUGACAAGUUUGAGCUCGAUGAAAAAGCCAAGGAGAAGAACGUGUUGACUAAAGACGGCUUCCUCGUGUACCUGCACCAUCCUGACACCUUGAUCGCCAACCCAGAGCACAAGGAGGUGUACCAGGACAUGAGCCAGCCUCUAAACCACUAUUUCAUCUCCUCCUCACACAACACCUACCUCACGGAGGAUCAGCUGAAAGGGCCGAGCAGCACAGAGGCUUAUGUCAGGGCUCUGCUGAAGGGCUGCCGCUGUGUGGAGCUGGACUGCUGGGACGGAUCAGACGACGAGCCGGUCGUCUACCACGGCUACACGCUUACCUCCAAGAUCCUCUUCAAGGACGCCAUUAAAGCCAUCAAGGACUACGCCUUUAAGACUUCUGAAUACCCAGUCAUCCUCUCCCUGGAAAACCACUGCAGCGUGGAGCAGCAGGAAGUCAUGGCCCAUCACAUGACUUCCAUCUUGGGCAGCGCGCUGCUCACGUCUCCCCUCGGGGACGGCAUGCCCGCAAACUUCCCCUCUCCUGAGGAGCUGAAGAGGAAGUUUUUGAUCAAAGCCAAGAGGCUGAACAAACUAGAGGCCACUUUUGCUCCCGAGACGCCGGCUAUUGAUGACUCUGACGUAACAGAGGAAGAAGAAUCAGAUGAUGAUGAUGAGGAGGAGGAAGAAGAAAAGAGUAAGAAGAAAAAGAAACUGAAGCUAGCGAAAGCGCUGUCCGACAUGGUGAUCUACUGCAAGAGCGUCCACUUUCACGGCUUUGAGGACGCCAGGACAAACCUGAGCUUCUACGAGAUGUCGUCCUUUAAAGAGAAAAAGGCCACUGAACUCGCAGAGGAGUCGGCAAAUGAUUACAUCAUUCACAACGUGGACAAGCUGAGCCGCAUCUAUCCAGCCGGCUCCAGGACCGACUCCUCCAACUACAACCCCGUGCCUCUCUGGAACGCCGGCUGCCAGAUGGUGGCUUUGAACUUUCAGACCAGCUGCUCAGAGAUGGAUUUAAACCAGGGCCGGUUCCUCACUAACGGACAGAGCGGGUACAUCCUAAAACCAGCCUACAUGAGGAACAGCGCCACGGACUUCGACCCGAUCACUCUGACCCGAGGAGACUGGCUGAAGCACAAGACGCUCCAUGUGAUGGUUAUAUCGGCUCAGCAGCUCCCGAAAGUAAACAAGAAGAAGUCCUCCAUCGUGGACCCGCUGGUGAAGGUGGAGGUGUACGGCGUGCCGGCUGACACGGCUGUGAAAGAAACCAGCACUGUAGAAAACAAUGGUUUUAACCCGGCAUGGAAUGAAAAUUUCCAGUUUGACAUCUACGUUCCAGAGCUUGCCUUGGUGCGCUUCCUCGUGGAGGACCAUGAUUCCACGUCUGAUAAUGAGUUUGUUGCGCAGUACACACUUCCACUCAACACUUUAAAGAUGGGAUACAGACACGUGCCUCUGCUCAAUAAAAAUGGCGACGUUGUCCCCGCAGCCGCACUCUUUGUACACGUCAUGGUCGUUGAUGCUGAGUGAAGACUCCACCAGCCGGCAUCUUCUGGAAUCGACAUUACACGUUCAUUUUUUUUUUUUUUUUUACUUUUAGGUACUUUCAUGCAAAUAACAAGUCUAUGACGAAACGCAUUACAUUGUCAUUUUUUUAGGUAAA